Quercus lobata is the source of this 2996-nucleotide messenger RNA. RefSeq names its product Transducin/WD40 repeat-like superfamily protein. Gene Ontology annotation, molecular function: protein binding. NCBI's taxonomy places the organism in Eukaryota, Viridiplantae, Streptophyta, Magnoliopsida, Fagales, Fagaceae. The transcript has 16 exons. Bases 51 to 2462 code for a protein of 803 amino acids. The record is from RefSeq and is a predicted model, not a curated record.
GCUUUUAGGGCUUUGCGUUGGUACUUUCAAAUUGUGAAAAUCUCUGAAAGAUGAUUAGGGGAGGCAGUAGCUACAUAUCUUCGCCACCGGCCUUCUCAAACGACGCCAAGCGCCUCCUCGUUUGCACUGCCAACACCGUCUCCAUCUUCAGCACCUCCACCGCCUUACAGGUUGCGUCGUUGGAAGGUCACACGGCGGCGGUGACGUCGGUGAUAGUGGUGCCGGGCACUAAGGUUUUGUGCUAUUGCUGGACUGCCUCGCUUGAUGGCACCAUUCGGUAUUGGGAUUUCUCCGUUCCGGAGUUGCUCAAAACGCUCGAUGUUAAAAUGCCUAUUUUCUCUAUGGUGAUUCCAUCUAUAGUAGGUCAACCAGCUGAGAGCAAUGAGAAGCUAACCGAUGUUUUUGCUUAUCUUUCCAUUGAAGAUAAAAAAGUGCAAGAAAACAGGCCCAAAGCUAUGCAUGGACAGAUUCGGAAGUGUAACUUGACUGCGUCUCGUAUGGUUGGUGGAUUAAUUUUGAAAGAGACUCCACAGCCAGAAUUCAUUACUGUAAGUUCCUCUGGCAAAUUUUUUGGCAUCAGAAACAAGCGCAAGCUUCAUGUGUGGUCGGUUCCUGCUAUAGAUUCUGGGCGAUCAUUGGCAAAGAAAAUUACCCUGCAUCAUUCAAAGACUUUGUCAGUUCUUGCAUUUCAUCCAACUGAGAGGAUUGUGGCUGCAGGUGAUGUAACUGGGAGAAUUUUAGUUUGGAGGGGAUUUGGUUAUCGAACAUUUUCUACUGGUGAUGAACUAGUGAAUAAAGAGGAAGAACAUCCUGGUGUGAGGGGGAAUGAUGAUGCUGAUUCUUGCUCCACGUGGCAUUGGCACUCUGCCGAAGUGAAAGUCCUCUCUUUCUCUUCUGAUGGUGCCUAUUUAUAUUCAGGUGGAAAGGAGGGAGUUCUAGUGGUCUGGCAGCUAGACACAGGGAAAAAGAAAUUUUUACCACGAAUUGGAUCUCCACUUCUGUGUUUUACAGAUUCUCCAGAUCCUACACUUUCAUCUAUAUCUUGUGCAGAUAAUCUAAUUCAUAUGCUGGAAAUGCCUUCUAUGGAUAUCUUAAAGACCAUCUCAGGGAUCAAGCUUCCUCAUUCAUUUCCAGGGAGAUAUGAAGGUCUAAGCAGUGGGUUUGCAUUUGAUUACACUUCUGGGUUAGUUGCCCUACGUACAGAGAGCUAUGGCAUCCAAUUCUACAGCUUAUUUGAUGACCAUGGAAUGUAUGAGGUUCAAGUCUGUGAAAGAAACCAUCAGCCAGGUGAUGAAAUCUCGGUUGUAGUGAUUUUAGUGGCUCUCUCCCAAGAUGGCUCUAUGAUGAGUACUGUAGAAGUUAAGCUUCCUGAAGAGGGAAUAGGAGGUCUUGUUUGUCUUAAGUUUUGGGCAUUGGGUUCAGAGAACAAAAAGUUCACCUUGUCCACUGUUAUUUAUGAACCUCACAGGGAUGCUGGUAUUUCUGCUGUUGCUUUUCAUCCUACCCGUCAUAUGGCGGUUAGCUCAUCGUAUGGUGGGGACUUCAAGGUAUGGGUUUGCAAUGAUGAGAUCCACCAGAAAGGUCAGACACUUCAGAAUUCUGGUUGGGCAUGCCUUGCAGUUGGAGCAUACAAAAAAAAGCCAAUGACAGCGGCUGCAUUUUCUUUGGAUGGGUCUGUUCUGGCUGUUGCAGCGGAAACUGUUAUCACAUUGUGGGAUCCUGACAAGAAUGUCCUUUUGGCUGUAAUUGGAGAGACUUUCUCGCCAAUUGUGACCCUGUCCUUUGCUGGAAAGUCAGAGUAUCUAGUAUCUGUGUCGCGAGAUCCAAAGCCGCAACUCUCUGUAUGGAAUAUGUCAAAAUUGUCUCUAUCUUGGUCAUACAGGCUUCACAUUGAAGCUGUAGCAUGUGCGGUGGAUCUGUUGUCUUUUGCAGUUCUUGCCCUUCUUCCUGAAUCAUCUAUGUGUACGGAAUCGAAUGAAUCAAUGUCUCAAGGAAGAGAUGGGGCAAUCCUAUUAUUCAAUGUAAUGGAUCCUGUUCCUGUCGCUUCCUGGUCCGUAAGAAAGGCAAAGGGAGGGGGGCUUUCGUUUCUUCAAGGAAAUCCAUCUUUUUUGGAAGAGAAUAUUUCAGAUGGGAAUGCACCAAAAGAAUUGCUUGUUUAUGUCAAUGGUGAUCAUGAGUACGUACUCUUUGACCCAUAUAGCAAUGAAGCAAAUGAGGUUAGCAUGGCCAGGCGGAAGGGUUUAGUUGAGCUUGAAGAAACAGGGCAAGUUGGAUAUGCGUCUAUUUAUGGAGAGUUACCAGAGUUUAAGAGAAACCAGACUUCAUUGGUCCCAUCUGUUCCAUCAGAGAGGCCUUGGGAGACGAUAUUCAGUGGUUCAUCACAUAAUCUUCCACCCCUCACCAAAUUGUGUGCAGCAUUUCUGGAAUCAUUGAUGGAAAAGAGGACUGCUGCUGUUGAGUGAUUCUUAACUUCCUCUGGUUCAGCUCUUUUUGAGGGUAAGAUGAUGGGUAGAGAAUGUUAUACAUUUGAUUUCAUUAUUCCCUUUUUACCUCCACCGCAAAUAUAUUUUGACAAGACGGAGAGAGUAUGCAUAAAGAUAAAGAAGCUGUAUAGCUGAUAUGCAGACGUGAUAUUAGGAAUAUGACAUGUUUGGUCACCGGUAGGGUGGAACCGAAAAUCUAUCAGCUUUGUACAUUAGCUCCUGGGAAGAGAGAUUAAUGAAGCCAUGAUGGGACCACAAUCUGAACUUUUAAGAUUGGUGGAGUUUGAUGCAUACUUUAAAAGGCCAUUUAGAGAGAGAUUCUAUAUUAAACUGAAGAUGUCCAAGUUUUCUUGGCUCAGAAAAUUUUGUAAUUGUAAGAGGAAGGAUGCUGUGAAAAUUUUGUAAUUUUAUUUUUUUGGUUAAGGUAAAUUUUGCAUUUGAGAUGAGCUUGGUGGUCAGAACUCAGAAGUACUAAAAAACCUCAACCAAAAGUAUCUACGUAGUGUUUGUGAU